This is a messenger RNA of Aspergillus fischeri NRRL 181, 1308 nucleotides long. RefSeq names its product pepsin-like aspartic protease. Lineage: Eukaryota; Fungi; Ascomycota; Eurotiomycetes; Eurotiales; Aspergillaceae. The record is from RefSeq and is a predicted model, not a curated record. Gene Ontology annotation, biological process: proteolysis. Gene Ontology annotation, cellular component: fungal-type vacuole. Bases 1 to 1308 code for a protein of 435 amino acids. The transcript has 3 exons. Gene Ontology annotation, molecular function: aspartic-type endopeptidase activity.
AUGCAUUUCUCGAUAGGCAGCUUGUUUCUAUGCCUGAUCGCUUCGGCAUCAUGCACAGCAGCGUCUCCUCUAUAUAUUCAGCGUUCCCGAAGAACACCCCUCACCACAAGCACUUGGAAACCGUCAGCAUUCACAGAUCCACCUACCGACAAGGCCACAACACCACAUGUCCUUGAACUUACCAAGAUCAACAACAAGGGCAACGCCCGCAGCGCAGUCGAGCUCAACAGCCAAGUUAGAACUGGGUCUGCAAAUCUAGUCUCCUUCGCUGAAGGAGUCGGGUUCGCAACAUCAAUCACAAUCGGCAACCAGACAUUCGAGGUGGUCAUUGACACAGGUUCCAGCGACUUAUGGGUCGUGCGAGACGGGUUCAUAUGCAUCGACCCUGAGAGCAGGAGGGAGGUCGCACAGUCAGAGUGCGAAUUCGGGCCGGCAUACGCACCUAAUACCACAUUCCACGAAAUCGUCGGCGAGUUCCUGGAUAUUAAGUACGCAGACGGGGAGAUCCUCUCCGGCGUCAUCGGUACCGAGAACGUAACAUUAGCCGGCAUCACGGUCAACCAGACGAUCGGGGUAAUGGAUUACGCGGGUUGGUAUGGCGACGGUGUCACGUCGGGCUUGAUGGGUCUCGCCGCGAACGCCUACACGACGGAUUACAAGCAACCAAGCCUCUACAACCCCAUUUUCGCAACCAUGUACGAGCAGGGCCUCAUCGAUCCCGUCUUCAGCAUGGUAAUGAACCGCAAUGCUUCCAAUGGCACAGCAGCCGGGUACCUGACUCUGGGUGGAUUGCCGCCUAUCGACAUCAACGGAAAUUUCAGUACCACGCCUAUCCUGAUCACGAAUAUCAAGGGUUAUCCGAAGGAUUAUGAUUUUUACACUGUCAAUAUUGAUGGAGUGGCGCUAGGCAACAGGAGCUUGCCAGAGGCUGGCGGCGGCAUUCAGUAUCUUAUCGACUCAGGCACGACGCUCAAUUACUACCCGAACUCCGUGGCGGACGCUAUCAACGCGGCUUUCAUUCCCCCAGCGGUGUACAAUGAUUACGAUGGGGCAUAUGUGGUGGAUUGUAACGCGACAGCGCCAGUUCAUGGUGUCACGAUUGGGGGCUCGACAUUCUACAUCAAUUCAACGGAUAUGAUAUUGCCAGGCGGAACGGAUAAUUCGGGAAACAAAACCUGCAUUAGCGGGGUCAAUGCUGGGGGAGAUGUCGGUCAGGGUAUAUUUGUCCUGGGGGGAACGUUUUUGAGAAAUGUGGUGGCAGUGUUCGAUGUCGGGGCUGCAGAAAUGCGGUUUGCGGCGAGUGCAUAA